Boleophthalmus pectinirostris (great blue-spotted mudskipper) is the source of this 1021-nucleotide messenger RNA. It is a transcript of the gene iqck, whose product is annotated as IQ motif containing K. The transcript has 9 exons. Gene Ontology annotation, molecular function: protein binding. Lineage: Eukaryota; Metazoa; Chordata; Actinopteri; Gobiiformes; Gobiidae. Bases 14 to 1021 code for a protein of 335 amino acids. The record is from RefSeq and is a predicted model, not a curated record.
ACAGGACUCAGAAAUGAGCGCUAAAACAGGCGGGCUUCGAAAAGUGUCCGAAGGAUUGUCAGAUUUAGAAAUCUUUGAAUCGGAAAAUCCUCCAAGUGCAUCGUGCUCGGAGCUGACACAAGCCAGCAUCCAAAUGUCCAUGUCCCAGCCCAGCUCCGGGACUCACACGCCUGUCAAGUUUCAGACAUCCUCAAGUCUUCAGUGUUCCAGAGGUUUGCCCUCUCCUGCUGUUCAGAGCAAGCCCAAUGUUCUGAGCCUACAGCCCCAAUCUGCUCACAGUUCCCCACCUCCUCAACAACUAUUUGGACAUCCUUACAUAGAAUGGCUGGAGAAGACUGUUUUCCCUGUUUUACUACCUGGACUUGAGGCUUUGCAGAAAGAAGUUUUGAAACAGGGAUGUUUAAAGCUAAAGGUAACUGCAUUCAAUCCAUGUGACUUCCUGACCGAGUGGCUUUACAACCAAAAUCCACGUCGACAAGGACAGAAGCCAGUACAAUGGAGUGACAUCCCAUUUGUGAAGAACUGGCUUAGCAUCCAUCCUCGGCCGCCCUUGCCUUUAUUUUUACUACUUAGUGAAGCACAGGCCUCUCUGAUCAUCCAGUCUUUUUGGAGAGGAUACAAGGUGAGGGCACGGCCAGAUGUGCAGGAGCUCCGACAGUGGCAGAAGGAACUGAGAGACAAUCAAGACAUAGUCAAAACAGUGGAGAAGUUCUGGGCACAACAAGAAAGCAGAGUUGGUUCGUCCAUGACAGAUCUUCCUGAAAGUCCUCAGCUGGAGAACUCGGACUUCUCUAUUCAGGUCAUGUCACCGACUCCACAGAGCACCGUGGUCCACACCCCCACCAUCCAGGUGACCCCCGGUGAGUGGCUGACCCCCAGUUUGGGCGGACUGGCUGACAUAGGCUCUGAUGGUCUGCUGGCUAAGUUCACUGUACCUGAUUCCAGUGUGAAAUCAUUGGCUGCAGUUUCUCCUUCUUUAGUGGGGUCUCACGGCCCUAAUGAAACCCAUAUGAAUAACUGA